This is a messenger RNA of Hermetia illucens (black soldier fly), 1397 nucleotides long. RefSeq lists its product as uncharacterized. NCBI's taxonomy places the organism in Eukaryota, Metazoa, Arthropoda, Insecta, Diptera, Stratiomyidae. The transcript has 5 exons. The record is from RefSeq and is a predicted model, not a curated record. The coding region runs from base 139 to 1362 and encodes 407 amino acids.
UCUCCAAUGAAGUUCGCUCAGUUAUCAAUCAGCUGUUAGUCUGUGACUUAGUGUGGUGCUUUCUUUCAAGAGAUACAAGAUAAGUUUCACUAAACAGUUGAUCAAAAGUCGAUCUUCAUUGAUUCCAUAAGAAUCAACAUGUCUAUCAACCGCAAUAAUUUCGAUGUAUCCGAUUUUAUCAAUGUUGACUUUUUCCAUAAAGCUCUUACAAAUGGUUUAGAAUGCGGGGAUAUUGAAAUUAAGGAAGUCGUAUUUACUGGAGGCACCAAACCAGGGCAAAACUAUUGCAGUCAAAUACACCGCGCUACCGUAACAUUCAGAAAGGAUGAUCAGAAAGCAGAGACGAUCCAUUUAAUCGUAAAAUAUUUACCAACCAGUCAAUCGGAGUUUUUUAAACAAUUGAAAAUCUUUGAUCGGGAAAAUGAAAUGUACACGCUCGUACUGAAUAAAAUGAAAAAUAUCUUAAAAGGAGAAGAUAUAGCUCCCAGAUAUUUCUAUUAUACCGACGACCCAACUGAAACAAUUAUUUUUGAAGAUGUCACCCCAUUAGGGUAUAAAAUUGGAGAUGACCCCACUGGGUUGGAUGAAAAACACUGUGAACUAGUCUUCACGAAACUGGCCAGAUAUCACGCUGCUUCAAUGGUACUCGCAGUCAAGCAUCCUGAAAUAUUGGAGAAAUUCAAGGAUAGUGUAAAGCUGCCCGAAAAAGGUCCCGAUGAACCCAAUUUCUUUUUGGAUAACUUCAAGUACUUGGCCCAAUUGGUUGCAUCUUGGCCAGGGUUCGAAGAAACAGCUAAGAAACUGGACCGGUUCAUACCGACAAUUGAUGCAAAUUACAACGACUGGAGUGGCCCAGCUAAAAACGAGAUUAAAGUUCUCACUCACUGUGACCUUUGGACAAACAAUAUCCUUUUCAAAUAUGAUGGUGACGCAGUGAAGGAUGUGCUUUUUAUUGAUUUCCAAAUUUCGUACUUUUCGAGUCCCGGAAUUGAUUUAAUGCACUUCCUCUAUACAAGCCCGCAAUUUGAUAUAUUGAACGAAAGGCGCGAUCAUAUGGUUGAAGAGUACUACUAUAAAACACUUGCCUCUACUUUAGAAGAUUUAGGAUAUUUGCCUAUACCAACUUUUGCGGAUAUUGUGAAAGAAAUGGAAAAACGAGAAGUUGUCGGUUUUAUGUGGUCCAUGAUCCAGUUAUUCGUGAUUUGUAUUGACAAGGAUGACUGUGUUGACAAGGGUUUCGACGCUUUAAAUGACGCAGAAACCGGGUUGAAGCUACGAAAUGCUGGAAUGACUUCAGAGCGCUUCACAAAAACUAUUAAAUAUAUUUUGAGGCGACUGGAACGCGUAGGUGUAUUACAAUAAAUUUCAUAUUGUCAAUGAUUAUUUUACAAAGCUUA